AUGGAGCUGUACCUCAGCUCCUGCUCCAAGGCGGCCAAGGCCGCCUCCACCAAGACGGCCGCCAGCAGCCUGGCUGAGGAGAAAAUGCUUACACGGCCAGUGAACAGACUACAGGAUAGCCACCAGCUGCCUGGACACCCGGAAGUCACCCAGUUCCAAAACUGGUUGCUAAUGGACCACAUCCCAUCGUUUAAGGACCAGGAGCGGCUCAUCCGGCACAGGUACCUGGACAUGAUCAACCGGGAGCUGGAGUACCGGGAGCGCAGGGCGGAGGAGCAGCGCCGGCUCUGGAUGGACCGCGAGGAGCGGCGGCACUGGGACCACAUGCGCAGGAAACUGGGGCUUCGCAGGAAGAUCGAGGAGGAAUGGAAGGCCAAGGAGAUGCUGCUGCUCACGAGGAUCGUAGAGGACGUGAAGCGAGAAGCGCGGAUAGAGGAGCAGCGGCGGCGGAACCGGGAGGAGAGCGACAGGAAGAAACAAGCUCUUUUAGAGAAGAAAAUGGCUUAUCAUUUACAAAAAAUGCAACAGAAUGGACUCAAGAGAGAAGACACGGGGAAAAACACGUCGGAUUAUCGAGGACAGGAGGGGCCGCGCCCUGAAUCUUAUACUCCAACGAAGAAAAAGAAGCCUUCUGAUGAUAUAAAGACGAUUUACACUGUUGGCGACCAAAAACCAAAUAAAGGAGCCUAUGUUUUAGAACAGACAACAGGCGUUCAUCAAUCUCCAAGUACGUCCAAGAAUGUUACCAGAAAUUCAUCAACUCCAGCUAUGUUUCAACCGAAUACACGCGAUAAUAGUACUGAACAAAAGAAAGAUGGAAUAAUAACUAGAAAAUCAAGUAUUACCAAUGGCAAAGGUGCCGCGUACCCCUCAGCUCCAGACACUCUUCUUUCCGCUCAAAAUUCACCCACAAGAAAUUUCCACAGAUCUUCACAGACGUAUUUGGGGCCUCCAAGAGUUGAGGAAUACAACAUUUCUUUCGCCCCAAAUGCAAACUUAAUUGAUGAGAAGGACGUAAACACUGCUGCUUGGAAUAAAAGACAAAGCAAGAGAUCGAGCUAUGGCUACGACACAGGACCACAGGCUCCUGACCCAGACCAAAACACUUUCCCCCCGCGUUUUUUCACAAAUAUACAACCGAAUAACCUACAGAAAAAAGUGACUUCUGACGAGCUGAACGGUAUUCUUCAGAAUAUCAUGGCCUGGGUGGUGGCCACGGUGACCAGCAUCCUGUACCCGGCCAUCACCAGGUACGAGGAGCGGCUGCGGAGCCAGGCGUACCCCGGGGACGCGGAGUCCGCCCUGUCCUCGGACAGCUCCAGCUUCUGCAGCACCUGCAGCGAGGGCUUCACCUGCGGCAGCUACACGACGGCCACCACCAGGCCCUUCCCCGGGGCGCCCCGCGCCUUCACCGUGGACAUCGCGCUCAGGCGCCCGCCCACGCCCCUGAAGCCGCCUUCUGCCCACGUGGAGAGGACGGUGGUCGAGAAGACCUACAGCGCCGACGGCCCGCCCCUGACCACAUCCCUCACCUAUAAAACAGCCACGGGGGUCUAUGCGCACCCCAAGCUCAGAAGCUGUAAGUCGGACAGUUACCUUCUGGCCUCGUUCGAGGGAGGCGCCCAGAAAUCCAAGGAUGCCACCACGGAGACGGAGAAGGACGGCCUGGAGGGCCCGCAGCUUCCGAAGCGAAAGGCCAAAGCUGAAAUCAAGAACUUGGAGAAGAUUUUUGUGAACUUUAAAUGCCACCUCCAAGGGGAAACGGAGCUGAUUUUAGAGAGCAUCUUCCAGGAAAUCAUGUCCGACCUGACGCAGGCCAUUCCCGCCAUCUCUUCGGUCACCGCGGAGGUUUUCGUUGACCCCAGUGAGCCCGAACUGGGAGACUUUCCCUCCAACGUGGACAUCAGCUCCGUGGCCUCCGACAUCGUGGAGAACAUGCUCGAGAAGCUGCAGUCCGCCGUGGAGAGGAAAUGCGUGGAGAUGUUUGCGCAGGAAGACUGGCCGGUUGACAUGGCCCCCAGCUUCCUGCCCAUCGGGGAACGCCUCCUGCCGCCGAGCGGGGGACCGCCGACCGCCCCCCUGGCCCGCCCCGGGGAGCCCAUGUGCGACGUGGCCGAGGACAUGGUGCAGACCAUCCUGGCGAAGCUCAUGGCUCUGGCGGCUGGCAAGCAGGACGAGCUUCCCCAGCUGGCCGCCGCGGCGAAGCCCCCCUACCCGCCGCGCACCCCCGGCCCCGCGGGCACGUCCCUUCAGAGAGCCGACGCCAAGAAAGCGGGCCCCGAGCCCGAGGCGGCCAACUUCCUGGUUAAAGAAGAGGUACAGAGCUUGAUCUCCAGCAUCUUUGCCCAGUCCUCGCUGGUGGGCUACAUAGAGGAAGCCAUCAGCACCAUCCUCGGCUACGUCCAGACCGAACUGAACAACGAGCGGCUGGUGGCGUCCGAGGAGACGGUGGUCUUUCUGCGGCUGCUGGACGACAUCUUCACGCAGCUGCACCAGGAGCCGGUCAAGGCCGAGGCGCCGAGGGGCAGACGCCCCAGACCCAGACCCCCUUCUGGCGCCCACGAGAGGUACCGGCUGGCCGGCACCACGAUCGCCAGCGGUCCCCGGCCCAGGAAGCCGCUGCCGCCCAUCAACGUGCCCGGCAUGGUCCUGUACUCCGAUGACGACAGCGAGGAGAUAGACAGGAUCGUGGAGAGCGCGCUGGACUCCUCUCUGAAGAGUGAAAAGGGGAAAUCGCAAGAAUGGGGUCCCGAGUGCUGGUUUACAGGGAGAGACCCUCGUUUUGACAGAAACAGCAAACGGCCCCCAAGGCCCGCGUCUCUCAGAAGCAAAGUUGUAUUUUACGAGGGAUCGAAGACCGAGGCUCCGGGUGCUCACCAGAAAGAAGUUUUAAAGGGAAAAGCCUGCUCCUCGAAAGACACGCUGACGUUCAGCCAAGACCAAAAGCACCAAAUACAAGAGGCGUCGGCGAACGUGAUCAAAGGCGUCCUGAUGGAGAUGCUCAAGGACCUGUCCUCGCCUCCGGGCCCCCCGGGCGGGAGAGCCGGCAAGGCCGCCGCCGCCCUCUUCUCGGGAAAGCCGCGAGGGCUGUCGGUGCAGGAGCAGCUGGACCAGCUGUUCUCCGCGUCGGAAGUUAACACGGUGGCGCAGGAAAUAACAGAGGCCGUGAUCAACAUCCUCCACGCGGCCCUGAGCCGCAUCCCCGGCACCCCCCAAAGUGCCAUCCCGUCCGCGGGGCGCCAGACCCCGCUGGACCGUUCUCACACGCCCGACGUGGCCAAAGAGGCGCCACAUAAAAAACCGCUGAAAAUAUGGUUUGACAGUGAGAAGAAAAUGAAGUACUUGUCUUCACUCGACUUGGGCCCGGAAACGCCUUCCCGGUUGGGGUCCGAGGCCAGGGAGCCCCAGGCCGUGGACGACGUCUCGGGCGACAUCGUGGACACGGUGUUCAAGAAGCUGAAGGCACUCGUGUACCCAAAACUGCACGUGAGCGCCACGCCGCCCUGCGCGGAGCCGUCCUCGCUGCACCGCCAGCUGAGCGCCUACACGGCCAAGGUGGUGGGCAUCGUCCUGCAAGCGAUCCAGAAGGAGCUGGAGCUCGGUCAGGAGAACCAGAGCCCGCCGGAAGCCGCCGACGGCAAGCCCCUCCGAGGCAGAGGGCGCUCGGCUGACACUGGGGACGCGGACUCGCUCGUCUCGGAUCUCCGCAAAGACAUCGUGGCCUCCCCGUUGCUAACUUGCAUUUGCGAGAUGCUGUCAAGCGCACAUUCCGACCGGAGCAGCGUCUCCCUCCCUCCCGAGGAGCCAAGGCCUUCGGUGUCCUGCGGGCCUGACGGUCUCGGCAAACCGCCCACGCUUCCAAGUCGGCAGGAGAAACAAUCUUUUUACCAAUACUUAGCGACCCCGUGUGCUAUCCACAGCGACCCCAAUGGACAAGACCGCAAAGACAAAGGCAAAUUGCAAGUGCUGGACAGCAUUGGGGAAACCCUGUACGAGAUGCUGUGCAAGCUCCUAGGCGCCCACCCGGAGGGCCCGCCGCCCUGCGCUCAGCCGCCCCGAGAGAAGACGAGUGAGAGCCAGGGAACGGCCUUGAAGCUGUCGCCUAACCUCCAGCUCAUCUCCCAGACCAUCCUGGACAGCAUCCUGGCGAAGCUGUGCAGGAUGGAUGCCGACGCCAGCUGCGCGGGUUCCGGGAUGACAGCGGCCUCCGAGUGCCUGGAUAUCGAUAACCUGUCGUUCAAGUCGAUCAUUGAGGAAAUGGCCAAGUGCACCGACAUCAUCUCCAGCAUCGUGUCCAGGAUGCUGCGGGACAGUAACAGGGAGGAGGCGGACGGGGAAGCCAAAACGGUUGCUCCCGGGCCUUGCAAAACAGGGAGCACGAAAGAAACGCCUCCCAACAGACUGACAGCCAUGGCCGCCGACAUCCUCAACAUGGUGUUUGCGAAGCUGGAAGGGUUUGCCAGUGGGAACCUAGGAGCCCUGGACCCCGUCCGCGAGGGACGCAAGACCAGCGCCAAGGUGGAGCUGCCGGGCGACGGCGCCAGCGAGGCCGGGGACGCCUGCGAGGAGCUGCUGCGCUCGGCGCUGUACGCGCACGCCAAGAAGGCGUCCGGCACCAUCCUGAAGGCCAUCCAAACGGAGCUGGGCGGGAGCCCCGGGGACCUGCGGGCCAGCGCCAAGAGCCCGUCCCCGGAGAGACAGCUUCUGAAGGACGUGAUCAACCUGAUCUUAGACGUCGUGUCCUCAGACGUGUUCGAUGACGCCGAAUCCGAAGAGAGAGCCAUGGAGUCCUGUGGGUACCGGCCGACCUACGGGAACUUCCUUCCCGGAGGGGCCGAGCCGGACCCGUGCCUAGAAGACGCUGGGCCUGCAGAGAAGGAAUUCGGGGCCGAGGGAACACUCCCGAGGGAAGAAACGCAACCGGGUUCUCUGAAGCAGUGGGUUCUGGUAAGGACCCUAAACAGAAUUGAAGGGAAACUGAAGGAGCCCCAGAAAUCUCCCAUCGUGCCCAUUAUCAGGAACAUUUUGAACGAGAUUUUCCAAGGGGCUCUGGUCAACCAACUAAACGUGCUUUCUCUCCCCUGCCCUCCGCGGAGGGGCGCCCCGCAUGAUGUGGAUGGCGAGCCGCUGGCUCCGACGUCGGUCCCGUUCAUAGACCAAAGGACGGGCCCUUUGGUGUCGGAGGCCGAUGUCACCGUAGUGGUGGGCGAUGUCGUCACGACCGUGCUGCAUAAGCUUUACGCAGCAGCCAUGACGCAGAGGAACGCGAGUGAGAACAGGUACAAAACCAUCACCUUCUCGGCGAACGUUUCUUUCCACGUCCCCGCCUGCGCGGAACCGUCCUCGGUCGCUGUGCUGGAUGGGGAUCCGUGUCCUGUCCCACCCCGACUCAAGGCCAAAGGAAACGUGGCUGAAGAUAUCAUCCAGGAGAUACUAACAAACCUGGAAACCUUCGCUACUUACAAAGUAAAAUCUCUCUUUUGUCCCCAAAUCAAGUUCACAGUCCCCGUGCCUUUCCCUGUGCCGCAAGACAAGAGCAUUUUGAGCAAAGCGCUGUCCGCCAAAGGCCUGUGUCCGGAUGACGGGUUUCCCCCCUGCUCCGUGGAUCAUGUUCUGGAAAAGACCAGCUCGUGCCAACUUUCUUUAAAUAAACUAAACUCGCACGCAACGGAAGUGGCCAGGAAGAUUUUACAAGGCAUCAAACACGAGUUAGAUAAAGAAAGGGAAAGCCCUUUCUUAACGCACAACAUCGUGGUUUCUGAGGGGAUCGCGAGUCAGAUCGUGAACACGGUGUUAGAGAUCGUCUCGUCCAGAGGCAAGUUUGACAAACGCGACUCUGAGGAAGAGCUUCCCUCGGGCCUGCAGGGAGGCGUCGUCGAGAGGCUGUUCAACAGGACUGAGUACCGCAGAGAGCUGCAGUUCCAAAUACAAGGUGUCAUGGAAGGUAUCCUCUGCGACAUCUGUGAAAAGACGCUGCACCAAAACAACCUGGCCUUCGCCGCGCCCGUGCCGCGGGGCCUCCGAGCUGGGCGCCGUCCAGCCGCCGGCAUCGAGCUGUCCAUUGAGGGCGCCAGCGAGAUUGUCCCACAACUUUGCGUCCCCAAGUCGGACGUCAUGCUGAUCUCCAACGACAUCGUGGACCUCGUCCUUCACAACCUCAGCUCAGCCGUCAUGCUCGGCGCAAGAGCAGAGCACGCUCCUCCUCCGGCGAGACUGCCCCUUCCCUUCUGUGAUGUUUUCCCACAAGUAGAAUGCCACCUGCCUCCGCUCAUGGGCUCCCAGAGUGACAGAAGCACAGAGAGCGGGAGGCCCGCGUAUGCCCUCGCGAGUCAGAUAGCUGUGGUAGAGCGGGGCGACCCCACGAAGCCCGCCCCUGACCUCUGUGAGAAAAAUGCUCACUCCAUCACCACAACUAUUGUCAACCAGCUGGAAUCCUUUGCCACCAGAAGAAUAGACUCGUUAAUUACUCUUGCGCUCCAGCCCAAAGAAGACUCCUUUGUCAGCCCGGGCCUGGGGCCCUCUGAGCCAGAGGACAGCCUUUUCCGUGACCCAAGCCGAAGGGCGUCCGCCGUGAACGUCCUGAAAUUACCAACGGACACGGUUCUCAGCCACGAACUUGCAAAUCCCGCGUUUGCGAGGUACAGACAAGCACGGGGACCCACCCUCCACCUCUCCCAAGCUAGUCUGAAGGAAUACGCCGACGUCAUCGCCAGUGUCAUUCUGAAGCUUAUUAAGAAUGACUUGGACCUAGAAAUCCAAAGGGCGUAUCUAUAUCCAAACAAUAUUUCAUUCCAGGAGAACAUCAUGGUGAGUGAGAUUGUCGACAACACCUUGCGGAUUUUAAACGCUAAGAGAUCUGUGAGGGAAAUUCAGUUCUACGCAAAAGACCGUCCUGGCGCGUUCGCACCGCUCGCUGUACCACAGGAAGUGCUGUUGGGACAAAGAGAGCUGGACAGAAGCGCCACAUCACCUCUGUUUUCACAGUACCCAUUCGAACAAAGCCAGAGGCGAGUGGAAAAGGAAAGCCAGAGGGCUGUUUUGGAAGAAAUAUUCAUGAGACGUGGGGAAUCCAAACAGAGAGAAAAAGCCGCCUUGCUCACUCCGGUGAAAGAAGUUUUAAAGAAAGUGUACCAACAAGUCGUGAAAAUCAAAGGCCACUUGCCUCCGUUCAACGAAACCCCCUACGCGGUGUCUAAUUCUAAAACGAAAACGUCAGACAUCACACACAAAAACGCUGUCCAGUCACAUAUUGCCAGCGCAGCCAGUGACAUAGUCGAGAGUGUCUUGGGGGAAAUGUACGCGGUGGUGGUGACCUCCUUACACGGAAGUCGCCCAAAGGAAGCCUUCGAAGACGACGGCGUCCUUCCUAAGCCACCGUCCUGCGCGGGAGAAGCUAGGCAAGCAGGGAGAGGAGGUAAUUCCACUGGGUACCUGAUGCCACAGGCCUACCCUUCCCCGGGCGACCAAAACACGGCCCUGCUCGAAAGCAGUUCCCAGGAGCCCUCGCCGCUGCGAGUGGGGAAGGAGUUAGUCCAAAUGGUUCUCGAUAAGAUCACACAUUUCGCCUCCAGCCUUAGAGUGAACCCGAAGGGCAGCCUCCAGCCAACUUUUAAAACAAGUUUAAAAGCAAAAUCGAAAGUGACUUCUCUGCCUAAUUUGAAGACAAAACCGCCCCUGGGCCCGGCUGGUGCUAAGGCCAAGGGCAAGACCAAAGGGGGGCCUGCGGAGAGGCCUCCGAAGGGCAGCCAGUCCAAGACCUGCCUGGGGCUGCCGCACGCGCUCACCGCCGGGGACGCCAAGGGCGCGCGGGGCGCCAGGCUGCCCGCCGCAGACCUGAGAGCGCACGCCACGCGCGUGACCAGUGCGAUCCUGGAGACGACCGUGAACGAGUUUGAAAAGGCGAAGCAAACGAGAGCCCUGGUCAGCGUGAAGGCGUUGCCAUUGGACCAAAUCCUGGCGGCAAACAGACUCGUCUGCGCCGUUCUGCAAGGGGUGUACGCGCCAGGCACCCACAGCCCGGCCCCUCCGAGCGCAUUCUCGGCUCCGGCUCCGGCGGACCUCAAGCCUUCCCCGGGGCACACGCGCGUGGGGGGCUUCGCUGAGACACAGGCCUGCUUUUACUUGGAAAACGUCUCUUCCCAGCUCGAGCAGAUCUUCCCUAAAGACGGAAUAUUUAAGAAAAUGUUUGACAAAUGGCAGGCAGAAGCAAAUGACAUGGAAAGUGAAAAAUGUAACUUACUGGUAGUGGCUGAAAAUGUGUUGACUGUCAUUGCAAUGAAAUCGAAGGAAUUAGAAUAUUCUCUUUCCCUUUUAAAUCUGACGCACCCUGAGGACUGGGAAAGCGGGAUCCAUGGCCGCUUUAAAGGAGCGUCUGCGCGAGCGGAGGCCACCAAGGCACAAAUUAAUAUGUUCGCGAGGGAAAUUGUUGAAAUGCUGCUUGAAAAACUACAGCUGUGCUUUCUGUCCCAGAUGCCCGCCCCGGACAGUAAGGACGCUCUAGCAAGUCGGAAAGAACACACGGCUCAGAGCAAGCACGGCUUUCCGGCCAAGGACGUCCUCGGCGGCGUGCCAGCCUACUGCGUGGACCCCAAGGACCAAGCGUGUCUGGGCUCUGCCAAGCAGAUGGUCCUGGACAUGGUGGAGAGGGUGCUAGGCAUGCUGGAGUCCUUUGUAGACUUGCAGUUUAAACAUACCUGCAAAUACGAAUUUUCCGAAAUGGUGAAAAUGCCUGUGGAAAACCUGUUUCCGGCCCAGCAGAGACUGUUAAGCAAAAAGAUGCUGCCCAAACCGCAAUCACUGAAAAAGUUGGCUGAUGAUUCCAGGUCAAGUUCUAUUAUUUCCAGGGAAAACGCACAGAAUGUUUUCCUACAGGUUCACGCGUUCCACUCAGAAUUGCUCACGUGCGCUGUCACCAUCACCAGCGACAUGCUGGGUGUCAUCAAGAGCAAGCUGGACGAGGAAAUAAGCCAGGCAGAGCCACCGGGCAGCGGGCUGCACGAGAACGUGGCUGCGAGUGAGAUCAUCGGUGCCCUGAUGGACCAGUGUACGCACGUCAGUGAGUCUCUCAUCAAAAACCUCCCGAGUCUGUUCCCAGGAGUGGAAAACACCUAUAUCGUUAAUCAUCUUGCAUUGGCAACUGAUAUGAAAAUUCCCAAGUCAAAGGAAGUUCAUUUUGGGAACGGGCCGCCACAGGUUAGCGUUCCCGGUUUGGUGUUUCAUCCUGAAGACGACACGAAGAAGAGGUACAGGGCUCCAAACAACGUCCCUCCAUAUGCCAGAGCCCCUGGAGAAGGCCCGGGCAGGAGCUCGGAGCCCAUGGAAAGGCCUGACUCGGCAAAUGCGCCAACAUCCUCUAGAAACCAGGUCCCAGACUAUGGCCCCCGGGAAUGGUCAUCUGAUGGAGCCAUGCCAGGAACCAGCUCCCUCCCUGAAGGCAAUAUCUUACAAAAGCUGUCUAAGAGGGUGACUGAGUCCACAGAAGAAGCAUUAAAGCAAGGCCUGUCCUUCAUAGAAAUGCAAAAAGCUAAAAACCCAAAAGUGUUUCAUUAUGGGACCCCAAAACCAGUUGGUGGGCCUGACCAAACUCAGACAACCGUUUCUCCACUCAAGAUAUGUUUAGCGGCAGAAAAUAUUGUCAACACUGUGUUGUCCAGCUAUGGUUUUCCUAGUCAACCACCCAUGAGUGAACGCACGGAGACAAUUAAACCAUUUUUCAUAUCCGCGCCAAGCCCUGGAGGACACAGGGGCGAGAAGAAGAGUGUGCUUACCAUGUGGGGUGACAGGACCAGCUGCACCCCCAAAGGAGGAAGCAGAAACCCGGAAGCCAGCAGGGGAGACUUUUCUUUAUUGCAAAAAUGGGAAAAUAAGAGCGACCCAAAGGUCAAGACUAUGAAGGAAUUUGAAGUCAUUGCUUUUGCUGACCAUGAACUGGGUCCAAAUGAAAUUAAUCUGGUAGCAAGACAUGUAACCACAUGUGUGGUCACGUAUUUCCAGAACUUCAAAACUAGAGUGCCCAGUGAGAUGAUGUCGAUUGUUUCUGUGCUGUCAAAGAAAACGUACGAGUCAGAACAGCGUCUAAGAAGCAUAUACAAUGAUUCUUCGCUUUACCAACUUUGCGAACAUCUCACCGAGUCUGUCAUUUGCCAUUUAAUUUCGAGCAUUUCUGAUGGCAUCCAAGGUGGCAGAGAAAGGGAGAAGGCAUGGGAAAGCCAAAAUUCAGGAUGUAACAAGAUUAUUUCCAUUGAUUCUCAAGUAUUUGAGAACAGGUCGAUUUCUAUUGAAGAACUUGCUUUAAAUAUUUCUGAAAUCAUUACUAAAAUCCUUUUCAACAGUAACAUUAUAGAGCCUGACAUUGCACAGCAAAUGUUUUCUUCAAAAGCAAAGUACAUUUAUUGCCCAGGAGUCACUGCCACUGACUUUGACCAUCUCUUCCAGGAUCUCUUAAUAGGAGUGAUUCACGUCCUGUCCAAAGUGAUAGGAGUAACUCAUCACCUUGAAAGCAACGGAAGAAGUAAACCAGUGUCCAUGCUCAGAAGCAAUAGUGUGUCCAUGUGCAACAAAACAAGCACCAUGAAAAGACAGAUAAGCUGCAGAAAUUGGGAAUCAUCUACUCACCAAAAUGAACAUCUCAUUCAAAAAGAUAAAUUGAAUUACCUGGCAUACAAGUUAGACAGUAUCGUCAGUAGUCUGAAAACUCGUGAAUCCAAAGAAGUCGUCAAUAAGGUCUUCAAUAUUGUUUUAGAUUUAUUUUUACCAGAUGAACGCCGAGGUGAGCCCAUGGAUUCUUACGAAAAAGCCAGGAAAUCUUUAUCAUCCUCGAGUAGUAACGUAGGGCUCACCCCCAAAUCCAUUUUCCUUCUCAACGUCGUGUGUGAGAAACUUAUCAGAACGCUUUUGGAAAAAUGCACCAACACUGUAUUUCUUGAUCAUGACCCUCCUUCUGAUGGAAUAUCUGCCGAAGAAUGUCAACUUUUAAAAAUGCUUCAAGGUGUAGAAGACGAGGACUUUGGUGACGGUAAGGGGGCAAUGGGCUGUGAACAGUUCCAAGGAGAUUAUACGUCAGAUCUUUUGGAAAAUCUGGCAGAAAUGGAUCCAGAUGUAUUGUCAUCAGACUCCAUGCUCACCCUCAUUUCCCACAGCUUGGUUAAGUCCCUGAUGGACAAACUCUGUCCAAAUAUUCAGCUCCCUCACAGCCCACCCGGUGCAAGCAAGCAUUUAAAGGGCAGAACACAGGAAAGACAGUUGGGUUUUAUAAAAGCAAAAAGGCCAGGAUUAGCAGGAUUCGGACAAGGUAAAGGUUCUGCCAGCUUCACCAGUUGUGACGGUCAUGCUCCGACCGGAUCCCUAAAUCUCUCCAGCGUGGUCCGCUCCAAAACACAAUCACCGUUUGGCAGGAAGUGCUCAGUAAGUGCCUCUUCUGUGUCACCCCGUAGAAGGCAGGAAACAGCCAUCCAUAACAAGCUACAUCAGGGGAGCAGGAGUACAGGUGUUUAUUCGGCCACAUUUUUGGAGGAAAUCAUUUCAGAACUGUUCUUCAAUCUCUCCACUUCCCUGUGGGGCAAAAAUGAAGGCAUCACCGAGGCCCGGCUCAAUGAGAUGAACACACUGCUUGUCAACAACGUGGUGAGGGAGUUUAACCGCGCGCAGGUCACCGUUCUGCGGUACGUGGAGGAGAGGCUGUGCUUCCCGCCGGUCCAAAAGGCACUGGUGCGUAGGGUUGUUGACUCGGUUUACCCUGAUGUUCUCCAGAAAUAUCAAUUGAAAGUGACCUGCGGUGUGAAUCUGGCACGUGACAACACCUCACUAGCAGGACAAAUAACCAAUGGCAUCCUGUUAGAGAUCUUAGACUACCAACUCCCACCUUGCUUCCGGGAAAAGCUCAGCCCUAACUCCUCCUGCCCUCUCGAGGCGGAAAUCAUCCUGCAGAAGCUACAAGGGUCCCUGAGAGAAUUUGCUUCCAGAUCCAGCUCUUCGGGAGGCUACAGCACCAGGGUGCCGCACUCCUUUUUGGAGGAUAUCAUCAGGAGGCUUCUAGCUCAGCUCACUGCUCCGCCCAGUAAGGCUUCCUCUCUGGGAAGAAAAGAGUUCAUGAGUUCAGAUUUUAGUGAAAUGUCUAACUGUAUCAUAAAUAAGGUCCUAUCAGCCAUUUCCAAACACAAAAUUUGGUUCACUAUUUGUGACAACCCAGAGCUAUGCGCAGGGAAAAACACCCAGAAGAUGGUGGAUUCUGUGUAUCAUAACCUUAUGCAAAUGUCUGACUCCCUUGUCGCAAUCCAGAACAGUCUAAUGAGCCGAAGCCCAGGUAUGGUGGACCGAAUAGCCAGUUUUAUUAUCCAAGAGAUUAUUGAGAACCAUCUUCAGCCAUUUCUGUGUGAGGAAGGCUUGCCCCGUCCAAAUACCCCACUGGACGCAAUAUCGAACAUGGUGAAACGGGUCCUCCGUGAGGUCACGGAGUCACACAGACCCACGAGGCCCUCGCCCUCGGGCGCUUACCCUGACACGUUCAUAGGGGAAAUCGUGGCCAGACUUUUAUCAAAGAUUUUCAGCUCCAAGCAGAACACUGACACUGAGCUGGAAAACAUGACACAAAAAAUAGUGACCUCGAUAAGCACCCACUUGGACAAAGCCACAACUCACAUGCUCUGUGGCGGCAAGGAGGGCGCCGGCCCCUCUGUGGGCACAGACAUCGUGGAUGAGCUCGUCUCCUCCGUCUACAAAAACGUGUUACAGCAGCACGGGCUGGACCCCGAGGUGGACCCCGAGUCUGAAGGCAGCGAGACGUUUGUGGAAAACGUCACCAACUUAACUGUCGCAACCAUUUCCGAUUACCUCCUUCACCCGCUGUUCUCUGGCGACGUGUCCUCUUCCUGUUCUAUUUCCACAGCUCAGAACGUCAUCCAGGACAUCGUCAGCAACAUCAGCAAACCCGCCACGCCGAGCCCGAGCUUAUCUCCGUAUAACACCUUGCUGCCGUACACGUUUUUAGAAGACAUGAUCAGGGUACUAUUAUCUAGGAUCUUUUCUCCUGCAUCCGACUUCGUGCCAAACACAGAAACUCUAAAAGAUAGGCCAAGAGUGAAUUUCAAUGAGAUCGCUUCCAAUAUAAUCAGUGACAUUAGGAUGAAAAUUUCUCAACAUGACAUCCAAUUCUCAAAAGAUGAUGACGAAACCAAGUUUGUUUAUUCAGAAGAUGAUGUCCAGCACCUGGUGGACUCCGUCUUUGAAAAUAUUUUACAAAACUCCGAAUCUCAGGAGUCGGUUGAACAAAAUAUCAAAGGCAGCAACGAUGCUCUCGUCGACAGAAUAGCAGGUUUCAUCAUCAAACAUAUUUGUCAACAGCACCUGCAGCCGUUUGUGGACAGGAAGGCACUGCCUUCCCCCGCAGACAUACCCCCCGACGGCGAGCGCAGGCCAUGGCCUCCUGCCAACGUCUACUCGGCAGCGUUUCUGGAAGAGGUGAUCUUUGGGGUUUUAAGGAAAAUAUUCCACAGGGUGUUGGGCAUUGUGCAAACAAAACCAGCAAAGGACUCGGAAGACGAGCUUUUGGACAAAGCUGGGAAGCUCAUACAUCUGAUAGCGGAAGAGUUCUCAAGAGCCCAGGUGCGCCUCCUGGAGGACGCCGAGGAGCAGUGCUGCUUGCCUCCGGUGGAGAGCGACGUCCUCCAAAGCAUCGUGGACAUGGUGUUCAGCAAAGUGUUGCAAGAAUAUGAAAUGGACAUCCUGCCCGAUUACGAUUUUCUAAAUGACACAAAGACCCUGGCAGCCAGGGUGACGAAAAGCAUCCUGGCCCACACGUUUGAUUUCCAAAUUCACCCAAAGCUGGUAGGAAAGCUCCGUUUUAAGUCGUACACCACACUGAACGUCGGUGUUUUGAUAAAGAAAGUCCAGUGUUACAUCACUAAAUCACGGUUCCAAAGACAGGCGUCGACGAUCUACACCACCAUGCUAUCGCACACCCACCUGGAAAAGGUCGUCACCCAGCUGGUCUCGCAGGUGGGCCCGCUGGCCUCCAGCGCAGAAGGCGGGGGCACUUCCAAGUCGGAGUUAAGUGAUUCCGUCAUAAAACUUAUACACGAAAUUAUGUCAAUCAUUUCCAAACAUGCGAUCUGCAUCGUCAAACAUGGCAGUGGAAAACAGAGCAUGAUGUCCGAGAAAGAAAUCCAGGCCAUGGUGGAUUCCAUCUACGCCGACCUUUCACAUUCAAAGCUCUACCAGUCUCUCACAAAGGAUAAGAAGGGGAUAAGUAAGAUGCCUGUUUCGAAAAUAGCGAGUUUUAUCAUAAAGGAAAUAUUUAACCAUCAUCUCCAGUCAUUUUUACCUGGAGACAAAACACGCCUCUCGGCUGUGGUUGAUCUUGACAAUAAACAGAAAGCAGCCGGCGCUCAGCAAGGAACGUUGGCUCUCGUCGUGAACUCGGCGGCCUUUCUGGAGGAGGUCAUCGCCGAGCUGUUGUGUAAGCUCCUGUACGCGUUCUCACACAACGUCCUGGCGGCUGAGCAGCCAGAUACAGUGAAAGGCAAAAUCACUGACAUCGUUACGACAUUAGUAAAGUCCAUUGUUCUGGAGUUCACCACGUCGGAGAUUGUGGUUUCGAAUUAUUCCGACGACGAUAUGUGUUCUUCGGCAAGAUACAAAGAAAUGGUUCAAAAAACAGCCAACCUGAUUUAUGAAAAGAUAUUAGGUGAAUACAAGUCUCUGAUUCAAGUCUACAAGGUUAUGCAAAGUGACACGACUUCUUUUGGCAGGAAAAUUUAUCAUUUACUCUUGGAAGAAAUUUAUGAUCAGCAGGUGCAAUCGUUAGUGUCAGGAGAAUUGGUGUCUUCUUCCUGUUCUUCCCUUCAAACCGAUAACAUCAUCAGAAACGUGCUGACUGUCAUCACCAAGGACAGCCCCGCCGCCCCGUGCGUGACCGUGCUGCCGCGCGCGCUGUUGGAAAACAUCGUUUUCAAGCUCAUAGGGUGCAUCUUCCCUUCCAGCCACAGGGAGAGCGCGCUCAAAGACGAAGGCGUGGCACCCGAUGAUGAGUUUGUGGCUGCAGCUUCAAAACUGACGGAUGACAUUAUCAAAGAAAUUACGGAACAUGAAAUCCGUCUCGCCAGGGCAGAAGAGAACGCAGAGAGUACCCAACUAGACGUGAUUGAGAACUUGGUUGACUCGAUAUGUAACAAUAUCGUGAAAAAAUCUGAAUUUCAAGCUGAAGUGCAAAGAGACGCAGACAAAAAAGCAGGCUCGUUCCUCAGUAAAGUCGCAGGUUUCAUUAUGAAGGAAAUUAUGGACCAUCAUCUGAGGCCAUUUUUCCAGGGUGAGGGGGCCUCUGCACUCACCAAACCUGGGAAAGAGAAGACUCAGACUUCUCUCUACUCGGCCACAUUUUUGGAAGACGUAGUGGUUGACCUUGUUCGCAAAUUUUAUUCCCUUCUAAGUAUUACUGAAGAUCCUAAGAAAAAAGGGAUGCCAGAGCCAGACCUUGUGGGGUUGGCUGUAAAAUUUGCAAACUCUCUGGUAGGAGAAUUCAGGAAAAGUGAAAUUAAAGUUCUACCGAAUGCUGAAGAAGUCUUUGCUUUCCCACCAGUUGAUAAAGAGACAGUGGAUAAGAUAUCCAGCUUUGUGUACGAUGAGUUCAUAGGGAAGUACGACUCGGAUGACAUUCAGAAGGAUGAUAAAGGUCACAUGCUAAUAGAAACGAUUGCUGGAUUAGCCCAAAAGGCAAUCUCUGCCUUCGAAAUUCAACCCCUGUUUACAGGAGACUGGUCUUCCACCUUCUUUUCAUUUCUAAAUCCAGAUCCCAUCACCCAAAGGGUGCAACACCUACCACAGAAAACCACUGCACCGAGUAGCACAGGCCCCAAAGGAAACCAACUUACUUUUUCAGUGCAAUCCUAUAAAUACACUUCUCCCACCUCAGACCGGAAACAGGUGCCGGGAACUUUGGAACUAGACAGAGGCACAGCAAACAGAAAGAAAAGUCUCCAAAGUGAGGAGACGUCCGUUAAGAAAGGCGAGCUCCAAGACCGGAAAGUCACCUCUCUGACGAAAACAAUGAAAUGUAGCCUGGUCAACCUGCUGUCAGGGUCAGCUGCAGGUGCAGCAACUAAAAAGAAAGAGAAUGAAAAUAAAAUGACAGUUUCAAUUAAAAAUCACACUGAGAAGGUACCAACAGUUACCUCUCCAGCUACCAGUGUGAAAAGUAAAGACAGUCCGAAGUCGGAGCUGAAGGGAGCACAGAAAAAUGAUGAACCGGAGAAGAAAAGCAAAUCGCUGUCAACAGAUGAAGAGAAGCAACAUACGGAGGCGUGCACACAGACUCCAGAAGCUGCCGGUGCGACAGAGCGGAAGGAGGAGAUGGUUGGACCGAAUUUGGACACAAACAAACAAAAGGGUGACCAGACAAGAGGAAGUGUAUUGAAAAAAGAAUACGAGCUUUGUCCGUUGCCUCUGACACCCAAAGUGGCAGACGCAGCGACCACCACGGAAGACAGAGUAACUCCAAAGCCGAGCACUGUGCACAGAAAAGGCAGUCCCCCUCUCGUCGAUGUAAGCAAACGAAGUGCAGACUAUGAACGUGUUCAAAAUAUCACCGAAAAUAUUUAUGACAACAUCUUAGAAACAUACUUUGCUCCAGAAUCGGAAUGUUCACAUUCCCAACAGCCCCCAAGUGAUAAGGUCCGCAAGGAUUUUGCCCAGUCUGUUUCAUUCAAGGACUUGUCCCUCUCGGUUAACAAAGAUCUCCCUGCCCCGGAGAAGGAAGAAGAAAAGGAUAACGAGAGAGCGAGAGAGAAAGAGAAAAAACAAGGGGGAGGAAAAGAGAAAGUGAAAGUGGAGGAGAUUAAAACUGAACCCAGGAAACCAGACGGUGCUCAGUACGCUCCGAAAAGUAAGCCUGGAAUUUUCCCUGCAAAACUUCUAGAGGAUGUGAUCAUCGAGAUGGUUAACAAGUUGGUCCUUUGUGCCUCACCAGAAGCACAGACGGCUGAGAGAGGCCAAAAUGUCAGUGAUGGCCAACAUCAAGCCGACCUCUACGACACAGCCAUGCAGCUCAUUGAUUCGCUGCUACAGGAGCUGUCCAAGGCGCAGAUCAAGGUCUUUAGGCCGGAAAAGGAAAGCCCGCUGACCCCGCCUGGAGGUAAAGGGCCAUCCGUUCCUAAAGGGCCUCCCGAGCAGAAAGAGCCAACGGCAGAUGGAGCCUCACCUCCCACUAAGAAAGCCACGGGAGGGAAAGUGUCACAAAUGCAUAAAGUGGUGAAAAAAAUCCCUCUAGAUAAGAUGUCUUUCCUAGAUAGAAUCCCGGCCAUCGAUAAAUCGUUGGUUAACAAAGUUGUUCACUCUUCUGUGUGCAAUAUUUUGAAGGAACAUAGGUCUCAAGACUCCCUCCGUCGGAAUAUAAAGAGCAACGGGGGAAAUUUAGCAAAAAGACUGACCAGCGCGGUGAUCAACGAAGUUUUUCAACAUCAGCUGAACUUGGAGCCCGGCGAUGAGGUCCCAGCGGCGGCGUGUCUGCCUCUGGAAUCUAAGGAUGUUGUCAAAAAGGUCAAAAAGGCGGUUCAGACGGCCAGUAAAGAGUGUCAGACGUCCUCGCCGUACACCGUCCUGCUGCCUCACGAAUUCUUACAGAACGUGAUUUCUGCUCUCUUACAUAAGAUUUUCUCAAUCGUACCCAAAACCAAAGCAGAAACCUCGGAGGGCGGGUGGAUCACAGAACUGGAUUUCCUCCAGAUGAAGUUGCUGGGCACCGUCAUGGCAGAGAUCUCCAAAGACGAAGACAUGACCAUUCAGUACGUGGAGUCCUUACACCCCAACGACGACGAGGUCAUCCAACUGGUGGCCCUUUCUAUUUAUGAGAACCUCCUGUCCCAGUUCGGAUCGCAGGAGACGAUACGGAGGUGUGUGGCCAGCGGCUGCCGAAUCCUCUCGGAGGCCAUCGUGGAGCUCGUGCUCCGAGAAGUGUCCGGGAACCAGCUGCAGAGCUACUUUUCCGGAGAGCUGACGCCGUGUCAGUGCGCGGAGGUGGACAGCAUCAUUGAGAACAUCCUCAAGGACGUCAUCCGCAACACGGACACGCCCCAGGCUCCGCCCGCGCCUGCCCACAGGCUGCCUUACAACAUCAUAGAAGAAAUCGCCGUCCAGUUCCUAUCCAAGCUUUUAUCUGUGUUUCCCAAGGUGGACAAGAAAAGAAACAAAUCUCUAGAAACUGAAAUGCAAAACAUCAUGUCCAAGAUAUUAACUUCCCUGCAAGACUUUAUCUCGAAAAGUAAGAUCAAACUCAUACCACCAGCCAAGGCCUUGGCUCCUGUGCCGUUAGCUGACAAUGCAACGAUCGAAAAGGUCGUGAACUCUGUCUACACCCGGGUGUUAAAGCACUCUGGCUCCCACACGUCCAUCUUCAAGGACUUGAUGGGGAAGAACAAUGUCCUCUCCGACAUCAUAGGCUUCUUAAUGGUGAAGGAAAUUUCCAAUUCUAAAUUUCAACCGCAAGGAGAGGAAGAAGUAUCGAGCUCAGAACUGGUUCUGGAAGCGGUCAAAAUUAUGGAAAAGGUGGUCAAAAUUGUUGAUGAAUUUAAGUCCCAGGACAAGUCUUCCUCCAAAAAAGGUUCCAUGUUGGAUGUCACGUGUUUAGAGGAAGCAUUGGCCUUGUUCUUGGCCAAGUUAGUCAAGUUGCCAAGUGCCUCCAGCAAAGACGCCAAGAACUUGUCGAAGCCCGAGUUAAAUAAAAUCGCGUCUCAGCUGACCAAAUCUGUGACCGCCGAGAUCUCCAAAAGUAACAUUAGCCUCGUUGCCGCUGACUCUGAAGGGCAGGUUUUACAUCCGAAAAGUGUCGAAAUGAUCUCUCAGGUUAUCGACUCUAUCUACAGCAAUGUGCUGAUCCAGUCCGGCACCUAUAAGGACCUUUACUACGACAUCAAAGGCACCAACAGAGUCUUCCCUAAAAAGGUGGCUGAUUUAAUCAUCCAUGGCGUUUCCAGCGUUUCCUUAGAUACAGACACCGAUUGCUCCAAGAAUCCCAAUGCGGAUCACUUUGGAGAUCUAGAUGUGAACAGAAUUGUUCAGAAGGCGCAAGAACAUGCUGUCAAAAUGAACCCGGACACAAAGAAUGAAGCUCCAGAUCAAAAUACAUCUGGAGAGGAAACGCAAAUUAAAAUUGUUCCCCACAUUGGGAACAAGCCCAUCAAAAUAGAUCCCGGCAUUCUCUCACAACACUUAGCAGUCAUUUCGGUAAAAACUCAACCUCUGGAGAAGCUUCAGAUGGAGUGUUUAAGAAACACCGGACACAGCAUCGCAGAAGUGAGGAGAGCAUCGAUCCAGGGGAGAAGUUACUCCACACCAGACACAUCGAAUGAGGAAAAGAUAAAGAAAGAAAGACGCACCUCGUUGAACAAGACGGGGCGACUGGACAUGAAACCCUUAGAGGCUGUUGGCCGAAAUUCUUUCCAGAACAUAAGAAAGCCUGACAUCACCAAGGUGGAGCUUCUGAAAGAUGUUCGAAGCAAACAAGAUCUUCUCAUCCGAUUAGUAGUUCAUGAUAUUGAAGAUGAGCCGGAAAAUAACAUGGGCGAGGAGCUGACGUCCGACGACUAUGAGUUUGUUCUGAGAGAGGACAUAAGAGAAGAAAGCUGUGAACAGCUAUUUGAGGACAAAGCCAUGGACGCCGACACGGAAAGCAUAGAGGAGACCCGGAAGCCUCCCGGAGGGCCCGCGGGGAGGGACGGGAAGUGGCCUGCCGCCGAGCUGGACCGGUCCACCAGCUCCUCCAUCAUGGCCGUCACCAACUCCUUCUGGGGGAAUGAGCCACAGUGCGAGAAAGAAGAGCCGGAGCCGACCGAGCCGAUCCAUCACCUCAUACACAGGAUCAUGAGCACGUCGUCCUACAACCAGGAGGACCUGGGCUUGCCUGCCAGUGAGACCAAGGACUGCGCCCCGGACACGCCUGCUAAAGUAUCGGAAGAAGCGCCCCGGCCCAGCGUGUCCAAGCAGGGCUCCGGGAUGCUGGCCCGCGUCACGUCGGCGCUGUCCAAGGUGUUCUCCCGCACCAGCACCAGCGCGGCCAAGGCCGCCGCCACGCCGCCCCAGGCUGAGCGCUGACCCUUUCCUACCGAGACCUCUACCCUCACUUCCCGUAGAAAAUAAAAUGAUUUUUGAAGCAUAA
Messenger RNA from Eptesicus fuscus (big brown bat), 20140 nucleotides. It is a transcript of the gene FSIP2, whose product is annotated as fibrous sheath interacting protein 2. The coding region runs from base 1 to 20076 and encodes 6691 amino acids. The record is from RefSeq and is a predicted model, not a curated record. The transcript is spliced from 20 exons. NCBI's taxonomy places the organism in Eukaryota, Metazoa, Chordata, Mammalia, Chiroptera, Vespertilionidae.